This is a messenger RNA of Gigantopelta aegis, 1430 nucleotides long. RefSeq lists its product as uncharacterized. NCBI's taxonomy places the organism in Eukaryota, Metazoa, Mollusca, Gastropoda, Neomphalida, Peltospiridae. The record is from RefSeq and is a predicted model, not a curated record. Bases 387 to 1001 code for a protein of 204 amino acids. The transcript is spliced from 3 exons.
AGAUCAGUGUUACCCAACUUGUGAUGUAUAUGAAUACAUGUAUAUAUCGCAUGAAUAUAUAUCACAUAUCAAUGUUACUGAACUUGUUUUAAAACGUUUAAGAGACACUGGAGAGUGAUGCCACCCCUGCUCGACGUUGAGAAACCCCACUCGCAGCAGACGCGUGUGCAGGUGCAGUAAUGUAUGCUAAUGUUACUUCGGACCCAGAUAAUCUUGACUGAUGUCACCUCGAUGACAGCUCCUGGCAUGGCAGCAUUUGCAGUCCCGUCAUGAACUGAAAACUAUAAAAACGACCCGACAACCGCCGGUAACCAGUUCCCUGCAUCCGCUGGAUUGAUACUGUGUUGGAACCGUUCAAGUCGUCUCGAGUAUUUGGAAGAAGAUCCAUGAUGUCUAGAGUCGUGUUGUGUCUCGUGUUUUCCACUCUUGCCUCAGGUGUAUUUGGACAGUUGGGCACCGCGGGAUCGGGAAAAACAGCAAUUUUUGGAGGUGGUCAAACAUCUGUGGCAAGGCAACUCAUGCCGUCCUCCGGUUCCGGCAUGUCUGGUCUCGGCUUGUUAGGUCUGGCUUCGGGCAGUGACCUUAUGAGAGACAUGGCCAUGAUGAGCAUGAUGACAAACCGAGGCCAGGCGCAGUCAGCCCCAGUGGGUCAGAGAUCAGGCGGAGGAGGAAUGGGUGGUCUGGGUAGUGGAGCAAUGGGAGCGCUGGCACUCACAGGAGGACUGGGGGACAGUUUCCGUCAACUUGCUGGGCUAUCAAUGAUGACAAAGCCAGGCAUGGCCUCCAGUCCGUUAGGCAUGAUGGCUGCUGGAAGUGUCCUCGAUCUUGGCUUUGGAAUGGGAGACAACAUGUUAGGUAAUAUGUUGUUGCUUGGCGGUUUAGGCAAAUCACAGUCUUCCUCCAACCAGCCAGGUAGACGAGGAGGUGGCGCUGGAUUUUUCGGGAUGAGGCAAAGUAGUAGCCAGAGUAUAAUGCCGUGGCUAUUUAUGGAAGGGUGGUGAAAUGAUCCACGGACAUACAUUACCAAGGCGUAGUGUGUAACCAUGGAUGUUUUGUUCCUGUCUGUGGUAACGCAAACCUAGGCAACAAAAAUAUAGCAAAUGCAUCGAAAGCGAGUAGUGUUUGAACACGCCGACUGAGCUUCUUGAGAAACCGACAGUAAAAUAAGGUGACUGUUCAUAUUCAUAUAUUAACAAAAACUGGUUAGAUAGCUCUGAAGCUACUUUGUAAAAUGAUCUAAUCAGAGCGUCUAUGCAAUUUCAUUUUUUAAAUUAUUAUUAUUACUUCGAAAUAUAUUUCCAACGUUAUGUUUUAUUAGUUUCUUCUUUUUUCGUGCUUAAAUUUUUUUUCUCGUUUUUUUCUGGAUUGUUUAUUAUUAUUAUUGUUGUUGUUUUAUCAUUGCAAAAAUAAUAAUAAAGAUAUUUGUGUAC